CCAGGGUAACCAUCGCCCAGCCAAUCAGCAGUCAUGGAUGAGAUGGAUCUGCCCCAGAUGAAGAAGGAGGUGGAGAGCCUCAAAUACCAGCUGGCCUUCAAGAGAGAGAAGUCCUCCAAGACAGUCACUGACAUGGUGAAGUGGAUAGAGGACGGGGUACCAGAGGACCCCUUCCUGAACCCUGAACUCAUGAAGAACAACCCCUGGGUGGAGAAGGGAAAGUGUGUCCUGCUCUAGACGACCUCUAACCCCUGACCCUGCCAUGACCCCUGACCCCUGACCCCAGCCUGGUGGGGCAUGGCAGGACAGCACCCCCCACCAUGAAUGUACAACAGCUGACGUCCAGAC
Coregonus clupeaformis (lake whitefish) is the source of this 348-nucleotide messenger RNA. It is a transcript of the gene gng13b, whose product is annotated as guanine nucleotide binding protein (G protein), gamma 13b. The transcript is spliced from 2 exons. Bases 34 to 237 code for a protein of 67 amino acids. Gene Ontology annotation, biological process: phospholipase C-activating G protein-coupled receptor signaling pathway; sensory perception of taste. Gene Ontology annotation, molecular function: G-protein beta-subunit binding. Gene Ontology annotation, cellular component: heterotrimeric G-protein complex. NCBI's taxonomy places the organism in Eukaryota, Metazoa, Chordata, Actinopteri, Salmoniformes, Salmonidae. The record is from RefSeq and is a predicted model, not a curated record.